This is a messenger RNA of Callorhinchus milii (elephant shark), 1678 nucleotides long. Its product is annotated as cell adhesion molecule 1. Gene Ontology annotation, molecular function: signaling receptor binding. NCBI's taxonomy places the organism in Eukaryota, Metazoa, Chordata, Chondrichthyes, Chimaeriformes, Callorhinchidae. The record is from RefSeq and is a predicted model, not a curated record. Gene Ontology annotation, biological process: detection of stimulus; susceptibility to natural killer cell mediated cytotoxicity; cell recognition. Gene Ontology annotation, cellular component: neuron projection; synapse; plasma membrane.
GAGGGAGAGAGAGAGUGAGUGGAGAGACUCUCUGUGUGUGUCUGUGUGGCUCAACAUGGCGUUUGGCUCUGUGGUUUGGCAUCUCCUGACUCUCACCAUUUGGGGACUUUUUCUGGCUAAAGCCGACGUCCAGAAUCUGGUGACUGACAAUGUGGUGGUGGUGGAAGGAGAGGUAGCAACCAUCAGUUGCAGAGUGAAAACAAAUGACGACUCAGUCAUUCAGCUGCUGAAUCCAAGUCGACAGACAAUUUACUUCAGGGACGUCAGGCCGUUGAAGGACAACCGUUUCCAGCUGGUCAACUUCUCCAGCAACGAGCUUCGGGUCUCGCUCUCCAACGUCUCGCUGGAGGACGAGGGGGUGUACAUGUGCCAGCUGUACACCGACCCCCCACAAGAGGCCUUCGCUGAAAUCACCGUCCUCGUCCCGCCGGAAACGCCCACCAUCGACGCCGACAAGACCACGGUGAUCGAGGGCGAGCAGAUCGAGUUCACGUGCAGCACGACGGGCAGCAAGCCGGCCGCGAAGAUCAAGUGGCUGAAAGGAGAUGAGAAGCUGAAAGAGACCACAGUGAGCUCAGAGAGGGAUCCCAAAGAGGAGAAAGUGUUCAAUGUCACCAGUACUCUGGUGGUGCAGGUCACCCGGUUCGAUGAUGGAUUACCUGUUACCUGUCAGGUGGAGCAUCCAGCAGUGAAAGACCUGCAGGCGAUGAAGGAGUUGCAGGCACAGAAAUACAUGGAUGUGCUAUACAAGCCAGUGGUGGAGAUAUCCGUCAGCCAACCCCAAGGCCUGACAAGAGAAGGAGAUACUCUGGAAUUGAGCUGCACAGCGAUCGGGAAACCGCAACCCGAAGUCUACUGGCAACGAGUGGACGAUGAGAUGCCCGAUCGCGUUGCCUUGUCCGUUGGGAACUUAGUCCUUGAGUCCCUAAAUAAGACUGACAAUGGGACGUACCGGUGUCAGGCAUCUAACGACAUCGGGGAAUCAUCCGACGAUUACGUCUUGUUUGUCUACGAUGCCCCCACCACUAUCCCACCUCCCACAACUGCCACCACCUCCACCACCAUUCCACCCAUCACCACAGCCACAUCGCUGACGACAGAACCAUCAGCUCACGACCCCAGAGCGGGCACGGAGGUGCCGAGGUCUGUGGACCACGCCGUGAUCGGUGGGGUGGUUGCCGUGGUGGUGUUCGCCAUUCUGUGCCUGCUGAUUGUUCUCGGACGAUACUUCGCGAGACACAAAGGGACGUACUUCACGCACGAAGCCAAAGGGGCCGACGACGCCGCCGACGCCGACACCGCCAUCAUCAACGCCGAGGGCGGGCACAACAACUCCGAGGAGAAGAAAGAGUACUUCAUCUAAAGCGGAAGCGAGAGCGCACAGUUGCCACCGAGGUGUCCAACUGUCGAAAAGAAGUCACGGUUUAGUACAGUCCUGCGGUCACAUUCGAGACACUGCGUAGAUUAGGGGUUAGGGUGGGGGAACGGUGUGUGUAGACCUCGUUGAGUUCCACGGUUUGACACCUCUGUAAACGCCUAGCCAGACUUGGGGACUUAGUUUAGCAUCUCAUUUGCAGAAAACUCCGUGCCUUGUUUUCCCUGCAAAAACUCUCCAGCCUUUUAUCGAAUUGCCAUUUCGGAAGCUCCACGGACUUGACACACACACACAAAAAAAAAA